ACUGGCCGACUUGACCCAUCGACCCUCAAGUUUAAAAUUUCAAGCUUCAAGGCUUCAUGUUUAUAUGGUAGAUUCAUACUACGCCACGAAACGCUUAUCAAUGAUAUCGCCUCACCGAGGUUCACAUUCAGAAUAGAAAGCCGACUGGAGGUCGAGAGUAUAAAUAAAAACCUACAACAUUAGACGGGUAUAAAUAGCGUUUGCAUCAGUCGCGCAAAGAUCAUGUCCGAGUCUACGACCCCAAGGGACUUCACUCCUGCCAUUUAUGUGAGCCCCUCAAAAGUGGAUGCCAAAGAGUUGCUCCGCACAAUCCGGCUCAUUGUCUGGAUAGCCGAACACGCUUUUGACCUUAUAGGUCCAGCUGUCGAGACUCUUGUGUUGUUAGUGAAUUAUGCAGGCAAUACCAGGAACCCGUCAUUUGGCUUGUGCUGCACAACGCUCGACAUCGUUCAAAUACACUAUCUAGAACGCCUCGGCCUUGUGCUCGUUACAUCUUCCCUGACUUUUAAACGCAUGUAUUGCACUACUCGUGUCAUUCAUGGAUCGCUAUACUCGACGGAAGUUGGUCUUCAACCCUGUCAUCAACGAGAAUGGAUGCGCUUGUAAAUCUUGCGAGGAAAAGCGCUCUUGGAUGUUCGUGUGGCAGAAGGCAUCCGUAUUUUUCUCAGUUUCUGUAAACAUCGAGCCAAGAUCAAUUAAUCCUUCCAUAUCUGGC
Messenger RNA from Suillus discolor, 715 nucleotides. RefSeq lists its product as uncharacterized. Gene Ontology annotation, molecular function: phosphatidylinositol transfer activity. NCBI's taxonomy places the organism in Eukaryota, Fungi, Basidiomycota, Agaricomycetes, Boletales, Suillaceae. Bases 223 to 606 code for a protein of 127 amino acids. The record is from RefSeq and is a predicted model, not a curated record. The transcript is spliced from 4 exons.